Molecule: messenger RNA, 1282 nt
Organism: Lytechinus pictus (painted urchin)
Lineage: Eukaryota; Metazoa; Echinodermata; Echinoidea; Temnopleuroida; Toxopneustidae
Product: prostatic spermine-binding protein-like
Exons: 3
Coding region: 117-740 (207 amino acids)
Source: RefSeq, a predicted model, not a curated record
GGCGAUACCAAGGACACGGCAGAAAGAAAAGAAGCGCAAAGUAUCAGGAGAGCAUUCCAUUUGCAUCACAACACAUAUUGAAUCUACCACAAAACCACGGUCCUGACGAUUUCAUCAUGAAGUGGCAGUUGUCUUUGUCAGCGAUUUUCCUAUUGGUUACUAUGGUUUUCAUCGUUACGGCGGUUCCAGUGGACAAGAAGAAUGCAUUGAAUGAACCGCAACUAUUGUCAAGCGGAGAAAUUGACGAUUAUGGCGCCCUGACUGAUGAUCAUGGAUGUGAAGACGAUGCAGAAGAUGGCUGUGAUGACGAUAAAGUAGAUGACUGUGAUGACGAUGAUUGUAACAUCAAUGAUGACAGCGAAGGUGACGGUGAUGAUGAUGCUUGUGAUGACAACGUCGGUUGUGACAUUGACGAAGAUGAUGAUGAUGACGAUGAUGAUUGCGAUGAUGACGAUUGUGAUGAUGACGAUGCUGAUGAUGAUUGUGAUGAUGACAAUUGUGAUGAUGACGAUGCUGAUGAUGACUGUGCUGAUGGCGAUGAAUGUGAUGACAACGACGAUAAAGAUGACAUUGCUACUGAUGAUGGUGAUGAUGAUUGUAAUGAUGACGAUAAUUGUGAUGAUGACGAUGAUGAUGGUGAUGACGGCGAGGGUGACGAUUGCGCAGAUGACGAGGGUUGUGCAUCUUUCCCCGACGACGAUGCCGAUGAUGGUCCUAGUAAACUUCUCACCCUAUUUUAACAAAUCAAGUUGUUAUUGCCCUUCCUAUAAAUUAUUUAUAUCAUCGUUGUUUUCACUAUAGAAAUAUGAUUUUUUUUGCUAAUGCAGUUCAAUGUGAUCAAUUAUUUAUUUUGAGUGUAAGUAGUUGAUAAUAUCCAGAUAUCGCUCAUUUUAGCAGUAAUGAAGAGAUGUGAUUGUAUUUUUAUGUAUUGUCUGAUAACUGUUAUACCUCACGAAAUAAACAAGUUCAUCAAUAUAUUUUAAAUUCUGUGUUUUGGUGAUAAAAAUACUACACAAUAUAGGCUUACACGUUGGUAUUGAGGCUCAAUUUUGAUUUCCGUGAUAAAAAGUUAAUAAAAUAUCACGAGAUUCAAUGACAAUAAAGGAUAUGACCGUUUAUGACAAGAUAUCAAAGCUAUUAUUUCGUGACACACUUGUAUGCAGAUAGGUGCAAGGUGCACAUCGCUACAACAGAAGGACAGAUCACCCUGAUAUAAAUUAUAUAGGCCUAUAUGUUAUAUAGACCGUUUGUUUGUAAAAACGAAAUAAAUGUUCACUGCGUC